Messenger RNA from Phaethon lepturus (White-tailed tropicbird), 924 nucleotides. Its product is annotated as short transient receptor potential channel 4. Gene Ontology annotation, cellular component: membrane; cation channel complex. Gene Ontology annotation, molecular function: store-operated calcium channel activity; protein binding; inositol 1,4,5 trisphosphate binding. The record is from RefSeq and is a predicted model, not a curated record. The annotation marks the transcript as partial. NCBI's taxonomy places the organism in Eukaryota, Metazoa, Chordata, Aves, Phaethontiformes, Phaethontidae. Gene Ontology annotation, biological process: manganese ion transport; regulation of cytosolic calcium ion concentration; calcium ion transmembrane transport. The transcript is spliced from 2 exons.
AGACAAAGUAUUAGAAUGGCAUAAAAUAUGGCCCAGUUCUACUACAAAAGAAGUGUCAAUGCUCCCUACAGAGAUCGUAUCCCUCUUCGUAUUGUACGGGCAGAAUCUGAACUGUCUCAUUCAGAGAAAGCCUAUCUGAACGCCGUGGAGAAAGGAGAUUAUGCGAGUGUAAAGAAAGCUUUGGAGGAAGCAGAAAUUUAUUUCAAGAUCAAUAUUAAUUGCAUUGAUCCCCUGGGAAGAACUGCACUCCUUAUUGCAAUUGAAAAUGAGAACCUUGAGCUCAUUGAGCUGCUCUUAAGUUUUAAUGUAUAUGUGGGAGACGCUCUGUUGCAUGCCAUACGAAAGGAGGUAGUUGGUGCCGUGGAGCUGCUGUUAAACCACAAGAAGCCCAGUGGGGAGAAACAGGUGCCACCAGUGCUUCUGGACAAGCAGUUUUCAGAAUUCACGCCAGAUAUCACACCCAUUAUUCUGGCUGCCCACACCAACAAUUAUGAAAUCAUAAAGCUCCUUGUACAGAAGGGGGUCUCCGUGCCCAGGCCACAUGAGGUCCGCUGUAACUGCGUCGAAUGUGUGUCGAGUUCAGAUGUGGACAGCCUUCGCCACUCUCGAUCCAGACUCAAUAUCUACAAGGCUCUGGCGAGCCCAUCGUUGAUUGCUUUGUCCAGUGAAGAUCCCUUCCUUACCGCUUUUCAACUGAGCUGGGAGCUGCAGGAGCUCAGUAAAGUCGAAAAUGAAUUUAAGUCGGAGUAUGAGGAACUGUCACGGCAAUGCAAGCAAUUUGCAAAAGAUCUGCUGGAUCAGACACGGAGUUCCAGGGAAUUGGAAAUUAUUCUUAAUUACAGAGAUGAUAAUAGCUUGAUAGAAGAACAAAGUGGUAAUGAUCUUGCAAGAUUGAAACUGGCAAUUAAGUACCGUCAAAAAGAG